UUCUUAGUUCAUCUUCUUUGUUCAGGAGUUGUUUGCUGCCUUGCUCUGCUCCACAUGGUAGGUCAUUUUCUCCUCCACUCCUCAUUCAAUUUUGUCAGUGUUGUUUCCAAUUUCUUGCAACAUGUCGAUAUUAUCAUGAUAAACCUAUUCAAGAAGUAUUCCAGAGUUGUACAUUACGAGCAAGGAAUGUAUAUUGACGGUACAAUAUGGUUGGUUUAUGAUAAAAGAUGAUACCAAACUGUUUCUUUGGAAUCCAACUAACCUUGAGAAAAUCAACCUCCCACCCUUAAAACACAAAUUUGGUAUUCGUAACUGCAUAUUUUCGUGUUCUCCAACCUCAACGGAUCAAGUUUGCUCCAUACUUUUAUUCCCACAUAAAAGCUACGAUCUAAGUGAGCCGAGUAUAUUAUUCUACUGUUGUCUUGGAGAUAAGCACUGGACGGAAGUGGACUAUGGUGAGGAUCUUGCGAGAGCUUCGACUGUGGAUAUGGAGGGUCGUCAAUUGGGUAAAACCUAUCUUUUUAACCCCGUUUACUGUAAUAGUCGCUUGUAUGCAGAAGUAUGCUUUACAUGGCAACACACUACAAGUCUUCUAGUGGUAAUAGAGAAGCUUGAAUCCUGCGACAUUGAAAUAAACUCUACACAUGUUUUCUUGCCCUCCUCCUCUAAUUACCGUCACGUGUAGAAGCCGGUUGUUACAAUUUAACAACGAACUAUUUCAUAUUCAAAUUACUUCUGAAAGACAUGUGAUUCUUUCUGUUGUUGUUCACCAAUUAGAAUAUUUUUCUCAAAUAGGGUGGGAAAGGGUAAAAAGCAUGAAGGACAAAGUGUUCUUUUUAUCGGCGAAUGACUUACCUUUUGUUUGUCAAGCAAUCAAUCCUGAAGCUGAAGGAGGACGUAUCUAUUUAACCUUAGAGAACAGUAAAUUUGUCUACAUAUACAGCGUUGAAGACAAUAGACUUAUAAUUUGUCAUGCUUUCUCUAAUUUACCAACAGAGGUGUGCCGAUCACUCUGGUUUAGGUCAGAUCUAAGCAUGACUUUUUCACUCCAAGAAAAAAAAGAAAAACGACUAACUAGAGUGGGGAAUAGUAGUGCUGAAAUUCAUUCAAAAAGGAUAGUGGAUAUAACUACCAACUGCUGUGCAUUUCCUUUAGAAGCACUUCUUCCUGAAAUGAGUCAAGAGGUUGCUACGAAACUUAAUGUACUUGAUUAUUUGCAUUUUCGAGCUACUAGCGGUUUCUUCCGUUCAAGAGUACUACCACUUCAAUGGAGGUCACACUCUCACUCUUUAAUGUCAUUUUUUGAUGAUCUUUCACUUUCUCCAUUACUUGUUUUCGUUGAAAAAGAAAAUGUCUUAACUUUUGUGCAUCCCAAGCAUGGUAUCAAGUAUAAAUAUAGCAUUAACUUACCCGAGGAUAUGCAAGGAGGUUGUAAAAUUUGCUACUUAAAGGAAGGUUGGCUAUUACUAACAGUAAAUAGAAUGUCUAACAUGUUCUUCAAUCCCUUUACAAGAGAAGUGACACAACUUGCAUGUGGACCUGAACCCAGUGGCGGAAGCACAGGGGUGACUUCCCUGUGCUUAGUCACCCCUGGCUUCCAAUCAUUUCUAAGGAAAAAAAAAUUUGAGGCUGAAUUUAGUCACCCCCCAUGGGACACAACACGUGAGUGAGAGGCAAGGCAACAUGACACCUUUUGUUUUCUUAUAUAUCCAUUUACUGCACCGCUGCACGUGACUACCUGAGCACUUCUUCUUCUAUUUUUUUCUAUUAAUAACAUGUAUGUGGGUCUCACUCACUAGUAUAUAAUUUAAAACAAAGACACUACCAUCUAAAAAAGAAAUAGAAGCGUGGUAAGUAAACAUCCAAACAGGAAGAACAGAUAAAGGAAAGAAACAAGGGAAAAGGCCAAAGGCAAGGAGAAUAAAACUUCAUUGUCUCAUUGAAUUUAUGACAUUGAAGAAACAACUCAAAUAAAGCAAAGAGAAAGAACAAGAGAUUUUGCUGGUAUAACAUUUAGAACCUCUCUAUAAUCUACUUUCUUUCUUGCUAAUACUUUUUCAUAUAUCACUUUGACACUUUCUAUGGAUAUUCAAAUUUUCAUGUGUUCAAACUCAAAUUUAUUGGUUUAAUUCUCUUUUUUGUUGCUUAAUUGGUCUGAUUAUAUGAGAUUGGAUUUGUGGUGCUUGUGUUUUGCUUGAAAAAAAGUGAUAAAAUAUAUGCACACCAAGUGUUUGUAAAAAGUCUCCUUUGAGAUUUAGCCUUCAAUAAAGAGUUUUUGCUUUCGUUGCUUCCUUCUUGUUAUGUUAUUGCUUUAAUUUGUUGUUUUUUGAUGAAUUUGUUAGUGUUAAUUGUUUAUUUUAAUGUUAAGAAAAGGAUUAAAUAUAGAAAGAACUUCGAAGUUAUAAUCAAAGUCAUGUAUUGUGUUAUUAUAAUCAAUUUUGUUCCACUAGUGAUAACUUUACUAUAUAAUUCAUUUUUUAUUUGCACAUUCUAUUGUUUUAUUUAAACUUUAUUGUUUUACUCAAAUUGUUUAUUUUAUUAGCUUGAAAAAUGAAGAAGAAGAAAAUGAUUGACUUUUACUUUAAGAGAAAAGAGAGAGAUGAUGAAGAAGCACAACCUUCACUUGUUUCACCAACUUCAAUAGAUACUAAUGUUUCAAAUAUCGUUGAAGUUGGGCAACCAACACAAUCAACCGUAGAGCAACUUGUCCAACCAUCUCCUUCAAAAGCUUUGAGAAUUGAACAAGAAAGAAUCAAUAUUGAUGCUUUGAUUCGUGAUCCUAGAAAGCGUCCAAGAAUUUUGGAUUAUCCUGUUAAUCAACAAGAUGAAAUUAGAAGAGCAUAUAUAAAGUUCGGGCCGUAUCAAUUUUUGAUGGAUGAAUAUCCGUUUUCUGUUUUUCAAGAUCAACAUCGUCGAUUUCAAGCUCGUUGGUUUGAAACUUUUACUUGGUUAGAGUACUCGCCCGAAAUGGAUGCUUGUUAUUGUUUUCCUUGCUAUUUAUUUUCUAAAAAGUCAAGUCCUUUCACUUCAAAAGGAUUUAGAAAUUGGAGAAAAGUGAAUAGUGGAAAAGAUUGUUCUUUUUUAACUCAUGUAGGAGACGGUCCUAAUUCAUCUCAUAAUGUUGCUCUUAAAUGUUGUGAAGAUUUCAAAAGUCAAUAUUGUCAUAUUGAUAAAGUUCUAUCAAAGCAAACUUCACAACAAAUUUCAUGUAAUCGGUUGCGUCUUAAAGCUUCGGCAGAUGCCGUUAAAUGGCUAACAUUUCAAGCUUGUGCUUUUAGAGGGCAUGAUGAAAGUGUGAGAUCUAAAAAUCGGGGAAAUUUUGUAGAGAUGAUAAAACUUUUGGCUUCUUAUAAUAGAGAAGUAGAUGAGGUUGUCUUGGAAAAUGCCCCUCAAAAUGCAAAGUACACAUCACCCACUAUUCAAAAAGAAAUCUUACAUGUUUUUGCAAGGAAGGUGCAAAGUGACAUUCGUAAAGAGAUUGGUGAUGCAAAAUUUUGUUUACUUGUUGAUGAAGCUCGUGAUGAAUCUAAGAGGGAGAAAAUGGCUAUUGUCAUUAGAUUUGUUGACAAGAAUGGAUAUGUUAAGGAGCGUUUCUUGGAUAUGAUACAUGUGAGAGAUACUACUUCACAUACUCUUAAGGAAGGAAUUUGUUCUAUAUUAUCUCACCAUAAUCUCAACAUUAAAAGCGAACGGGGUCAAGGAUAUGAUGGGGCUAGUAAUAUGCGUGGAGAGUGAAAUGGUUUACAAGCUUUGAUCCUUAAAGAAUGUCCUUAUGCAUAUUAUGUACAUUGUUUUGCUCAUCAGUUACAACUUGCUCUCGUUGCUUCGGCUAAAGAAGUAGUUGAUGUUCAUGCUUUUUAUCAAAACUUAAAUAUGAUUGUCAAUGUUGUAGGUUCUUCUUGUAAACGCAAUGAUGAGUUGCAUGCUGCUUAUGCAAAUGAAAUUUCACAUUUAGUUGCAAAUGAUGAGAUUGAAACACGAAGGGGGGCAAAUCAAAUUGGCACACUACAAAGACCCGGUGACACUAGAUGGAGUUCUCACUUAAAUUCAAUAACCCAGCUUUUACGAUUGUAUAAUGCAACAACUACAGUUCUUGAAGACUUGGCCAUUGAAUGAUCUACUUAUUCUCAACGAGGUGAUGCCACUUAUGCUUUCAAAUCAUUGAUGUCAUUUGAAUUUGUUUUCAUUUUACACUUGAUGAAAGAACUUAUGGGAAUAUGUGACAAACUUUUUCAAGCUUUACAAAAAAAGACUCAAGACAUCUUGAAUGCUAUUUGUUUGGUUUCUACCACAAAAUCAUUAAUUCAGCAGUUAAGGGAUUUUGGUUGGGAUGCUCUUCUACGAAAUGUUAGAUCUUUUUGUGAUAGUCAAUCUAUUAAAGUUCCAGACAUGAGCUCUUCUUUCUCUGACAUAAUUCGAUCUCGUCGUCAAAAGGAUAAAGUGACAAUAGAGCACCAUUACCGUAUUGAUGUAUUUAAUGUUGUCAUCGAUUAUCAGUUGAAAGUAUUGAAUAGCAGGUUCAAUGAGCAAGCAACUGAACUUCUUAAAUUGAGCACAGCUUUAGAUCCUUAGGAUUCAUUCAAGUUAUUUAAUGCUGAGCAUAUCUGCAGUCUUGUUGAGAAAUCUAUCCUUCGGAUUUUUCUGGCCAAGAAAAGAUUCAGUUAGUAUAUGAAUUGCAACAUUAUGAAUUUGAUGUGAUAAAAAAUGUCAACUUUCAGAAUUUGUCCACUAUUGGUGAAUUGUGUCAAAAGUUAGUUGAGAGUGAAAAAUCAAUUGUCUAUCCUUUACUUGAUAGAUUGCUGCGACUUGUUUUGACUCUUCCUGUAUCAACAACAACCACUGAACGUGUUUUUUCAGCUAUGAAAGUUAUAAAAACAAGGUUGUGCAACAAGAUGGAAGAUAUUUUCUCACUGAUUACAUGGUUGUUUAUAUUGAAAAGGAAAUUGCCGAAAAAUAUACCAGCGAUAUGAUAAUUGAUGGUUUUUACUCUAUGAAACAACGACGAGCACAACUUCAGCCUUUAAGUGUGAAGGUUUCAUCUUUAUCUACAAGGUAGAGGCACUUUUGUGCUGAUAAUUUUUUGGUGCGGAAGAGAUAUUUUGUGGUUCUUCUCUUCAAUUAUCUACAAGAUAAUCUUUUUGUUGAUCAUGAUUUUUUGUUCUUACUAAAAUACUUAUGAGCCGAUUAGUAUCUUUUUCACCCAAACUAAUCUUAUAUUUCUUAUGCUUUUAUUAAAUAUGUCUUGCACUUAAACUAAUUUUUUGUUCACACCAAAAUACCUAUGUGUUUUUUUUGGCAAAUUUUUUAUUUGAUAAGAAUUGAAAUUUUCAUACAAAUUAUAUUCCUUUACAUCCUAGUCCCCCCUAAUGAAAUUCCUGGCUACGCCCCUGCCUGAACCAGCACACUUAAGGAAUACAUCGUCUGUAGGAGUUUCACAUUCCCCAACCUCUUCUGAAUGUGUAAUAGUUGAACUCGAAGCUUGUUCUGAAAUAAUAGUACACACCACUUGCCUUGGGCAGGAAACGUGGAAAGAAACUGAAUUUGGUGACAGUGAAUUUUAUCUAAAAAAUAUAAGCCCUUGUUUCCAUAAUGGAGCAUUCUAUUAUCUUAGCGAAAAUGGAAAAUUGGGAAUUCUUGAAGUAGUAGGAGAAGAAGACAUAUUUUGGAAAGAAUGUGAGAAGCCUGAUGCUCCAUGCACCGACUACUACAAGUGCUUUAUUGUAGAAUGUAAUGAUAGUCUUU
This is a messenger RNA of Lotus japonicus, 5742 nucleotides long. RefSeq lists its product as uncharacterized. The record is from RefSeq and is a predicted model, not a curated record. The transcript has 4 exons. Bases 2551 to 3735 code for a protein of 394 amino acids. Lineage: Eukaryota; Viridiplantae; Streptophyta; Magnoliopsida; Fabales; Fabaceae.